AUGACGGAAAUGGUGAAGGAAAAAAGAGGAUCGAAAAUUUCGAAAUGUAGCGGUACAUCAAAUGAAAGAAGAUAUAGCUCAACAUGUGCUUUACUCAAGGAAUUUUGCCACCGUACAAGUUCGCACGGUAUUCCCUUGAUUGGUUCGCCGUCAUUUUUUAGCCGUACCGUUUGGAUAGUUAUCACUUCAUUGUGUUUCAUUUUGUUUCUUUACCAAACAUAUUGGACACUAUGGGAAUUUUUUCAAUACAGAACAAUAAUCGAAAUGCAAUUGGAAUUCGAACCCGCGCCGUUUCCUGCAGCAACUUUAUGCAAUUUAAAUGCCUUCAAAAACAGCGAGUUGAGAAAGUAUGAAGCAAUUUCUGAAGGGCUAGAUGUUUGGGAAGAGAAAAUUAAUCGUUAUAAAGGUUCAAAAAUGUCUUAUGCAAACAAUUCGUCGCGAAAAACACGUGAAGUUAGUUAUGCUCCUGUUUUUGUUCGAUGUAAUUGUAUGCAGUCGUAUGAUCACUGCAUUCCUGAGUGGAAUCCUUUGCUGGGAAAUGCAACCGUGUGCAUAUGCUUCGAAGAUAUAAAUAGUGGUAAUAUUUGGCCAUGUUAUCCUACAGUCACGUGGACAGAAAAGCAAUGUUUUGACUGCUCACUGUCGAAGACAUGUGAUGAUCCAGAUCGAUCAAGUUUCACCAAUUUACGAUCAUCAACUAAUGGUCACAAGUGUUUGUGUCAAUUUGUUUCUAAUAACUGCGUCAUCAUGCCAAAAGAUGAUAUCCGUUGGUGGAAGCCGAAUAAUUACGCCAUCUUAUCAAUUACUCGUUCACCCACAACUUCUUUGGAACUUGCUGAAGCUUUUGGCUUGACUGAGAGACAAGACCCAGCUGCUAUGACAGCAAAGGCGAAAGAGAACUUAAUAUUUAUGGUUGCUGCAUUGUCAUUUGAAACACGUCGGAACUUAUCCUACACACUUGAAGAAUUUGUACUUCGUUGUUCAUUCAACAGUGAAGAUUGCAACCUCGAAAGAGAUUUCAAGUUACAUAUGGAUCCUGAAUACGGUAAUUGCUAUACAUUCAAUUUCAAUGAUUCCGUUGAACUUAAAAAUAAUCGUGCUGGACCGAUGUAUGGACUGCGUCUAUUGCUAAAUAUAAAUCAGAGUGAUUAUUUGCCAACAACCGAAGCAGCUGGUGUUCGACUGGUUGUGCAUGAACAGGAUCAAGAACCCUUCCCAGAUACAUUUGGAUACAGUGCACCAACUGGAGUUAUCUCAUCAUUUGGUCUGAAAACAAAGGUAUUACAUCGCUUGGAUGCACCCUAUGGGAUGUGCAGUGAUACGUUCAGGCCUACUGAUUAUAUUUAUGCGGAACGUUAUUCACCGGAGGGUUGUUAUCGUAACUGCUUCCAACACACAGUAUUGGAGAGAUGUGGUUGUGGAGAUCCACGAUUUCCUCUACCUUCUGGUGAAUAUCAUCCAUGCAACGUUAAAAAUGCUACCGAACGUAGCUGUCUGCGUAACUUUACUCAACAUUCUGGUGGUUUUCAUCAUAUACAGCAAAACUGUGAAUGUGUGCAACCCUGUAGCGAAAACGUUUUUGAAACAGCAUAUUCUGCAGCUGCAUGGCCAGCGAAAAAUUUCAUUAUUGGUGUAGAAUGUCCAGCUGUUAUCGACAUUGCAAACGAUUCCAGAGCUUGUACCGAAUACUAUAGAAAAAAUACAGCAUACAUUGAAAUUUACUACGAGCAGCUCAACUUUGAAACACUUCGCGAAACGGCUGGAUACUCGAUUGUGAAUUUGUUCUCCGAUUUUGGCGGUAAUAUCGGUCUCUGGAUUGGCUUUUCAAUUAUAACCAUGAUGGAAAUUGUUGAAUUAGUGUGCGAAAUUUGUUACUAUUUGGUAUAUAGACGACCAAUGCAGGUGGCACGGCGUAAACAACAGCGGAACAAAGUACUGCUAAGGCGAAGGUUCCGAUUCCAUACCGAUAGCUCCUCCAUGUCAUCGAGAGCAACCCAUGGAUCAAUGACCACUGAAUGA
Molecule: messenger RNA, 2019 nt
Organism: Brugia malayi
Lineage: Eukaryota; Metazoa; Nematoda; Chromadorea; Rhabditida; Onchocercidae
Gene: Bma-unc-8
Exons: 17
Coding region: 1-2019 (672 amino acids)
Biological process (GO): sodium ion transmembrane transport
Cellular component (GO): membrane
Molecular function (GO): ligand-gated sodium channel activity
Source: RefSeq, a predicted model, not a curated record